Dermacentor andersoni is the source of this 1323-nucleotide messenger RNA. Its product is annotated as cytochrome P450 9b2-like. Gene Ontology annotation, molecular function: oxidoreductase activity, acting on paired donors, with incorporation or reduction of molecular oxygen; iron ion binding; monooxygenase activity. The record is from RefSeq and is a predicted model, not a curated record. NCBI's taxonomy places the organism in Eukaryota, Metazoa, Arthropoda, Arachnida, Ixodida, Ixodidae.
AUGGUGCGGACUUAUGUAGACUUGGAUAAUGGCUACUAUAACGGUGUCAUGCCCGGAAUCAUCCUGCGAGAUCAUGAACUGAUAAAGCGUAUAUUCAUCCAAGACUUCCAGUAUUUCACAGGACGACAGGUCAUGGCCUCCGUGUCAAAAAACCUCGCCGUGAACGAGGUGCGAAUUAGCAGGGUACGUGGCGACGAUUGGCGCCACUUGAAGAAAAUCAUUCUUCCCGCCUUCAAGACGGGCAAUAUCAAAAAGGCCGUUCCGCUGGUGAAAGAAUGCGUGGAGGAAUGUUUCCGGGCGAUGGACUGCAGGCUCGCUGGCUCAGACGGCUGCAUCGAGGUGUUCGAGCCAUUCUGCAUCAUGGCCACUGACUUCGGUCUGCAGUUCUUCGCCGGCGCUCGCACGGACAUCCAGCGGGACGACGCGUCUACGCUGGCUCUGUGCAAGGCGGCGCGCCAAAGUGUGGGCCAGUUCGGAGGCACCUUGCUUUUUUUUCUCAAUAUCCUCCCAGACAGUCCAUUAUUACACAAAAUUAUUGUCGCCGUUAAGUCUAUUUUCGCUCAACUACCCUCGGACGAGAUGACAGACAGGAUGGUUCCUAUCAUCAAUCACCGCAGAGAAAACCCUGAUCCCACCAAGGAGGACGUACUUCAAUUGAUGUUAAACUCGGAAAAAGAAGAAAGGAAGAACAACGGAAAAAUCGGAGGCAAGUGUUGUUGACUGCCAACAAUAUUACGUAUCUGUUAAUUUAUUUAUUUAUUUAUCUCUUUAUUUAUUUAUUUAUUUAUUUAUUUUUGCCAUGAAAGUGAUUAGAACAGUGAGCGUUCACAAUUUCCUGGCAUUGCGCGAUUCAGCAGAAUAAUGCAAUUACAUUACAUUUCACCUUAACGGCCCUUCACGGGUGCUCAGGUAACAUUUCGCUCGAACGAAAGUUCCUUAAAGAGAACUCAAGCAAAAAUGUAAAACCAAGCGCUUCUGUCAGCGUAAUCACUGUGUGAUAUCUUCUUUUGUUUGGAGAAGGCAAGAGAGCAUGCGAAAGAGAAAGCAAGGAGAUAAAAUGCAUAGAAGUCAACCAGACGAGCGUCCUGUUUGCUAGCCUACACUGGAGAUAAGGACAAGGGGGAAUAGAAAAAAGGAAAAGCGUGAGCAUUGAAUGCACGUUGGAGAAUGUACAGGGGCGAUACAGACCGUGUUAUUCAUGGGCGCCAUCACAUUGACACAUGUACUUGUGCAUUGAAGGACCUGUUUCAUCGUCUAACAAGUGUUAUUGCUCAGCGCUGGACGCGCCUGCGUGUACCGAAAGAUUCUAGAAAGUAUCCAUGG